Molecule: messenger RNA, 512 nt
Organism: Charadrius vociferus (killdeer)
Lineage: Eukaryota; Metazoa; Chordata; Aves; Charadriiformes; Charadriidae
Product: 60S ribosomal protein L37
Exons: 4
Coding region: 53-346 (97 amino acids)
Biological process (GO): translation
Cellular component (GO): cytosolic large ribosomal subunit; ribosome
Molecular function (GO): structural constituent of ribosome; RNA binding
Source: RefSeq, a predicted model, not a curated record
AUAGCGGAAGCGGGGCGGAGCUCAGCCUCUUUGAUGCUGGCGCCCAGAGAAAAUGACGAAGGGUACGUCCUCAUUUGGUAAGCGACGAAAUAAGACACACACCUUGUGUCGUCGAUGUGGGUCCAAGGCAUACCAUCUGCAAAAAUCUACCUGUGGGAAAUGUGCUUACCCUGCUAAGCGUAAGAGAAAGUAUAACUGGAGUGCAAAGGCCAAAAGACGCAGCACCACUGGUACUGGUCGCAUGAGGCACCUGAAAAGGGUCUACCGUCGAUUCAGGAAUGGAUUCCGUGAGGGAACCACACCGAAGCCCAAGAGAGCAGCUGUUGCAGCCUCCAGUUCAUCAUAAAGGCGCAUCUAUUCGUUAAAAUAAAUGGUCUUAUCCAGAAAGUGUCACCUUUUAUAUGUGUUUUACUUCAGUGAAAUACGGUAUUCCUGAAAAUACAUAUAUUUACACACACAAAUUCUUGAUGGUAUGCACUGAAGCAAUUCAUUAAAAAUAAUCCUUUAAUUGA